AUGUUCUCCAAUUCCGCCAUGUCGUUGACAUCUCCCUCCCUCCUCUCUUCCCCGCUCCCCUCCCGCGGCGCCCUCGUCUUCAAGAAGCCGUCUGCUUCGUCGCUCGCAGUCUCAACGGCGAGGCGUGGAGUCCGGGUGGUCGCAGAGGCCGCGGCGGUAUCGUCCCCCGCAUCAUCGGUGUCGGCACAGCGGACCCAGCCGUCGGCAGCCGAGGUGGCGCGGACGGUGGUUGAGCUCGCGCCUUCCGGGACGCUGUCCGUCGUGGGCGCCGACGGUUGGCCGCUCGGUGUCGGCGCUCGUUUUGUCGCCGACGCCGCUGGCGCGCCCGCGCUCUGCCUAGCCACAGCGGCAGUGACCGUGCCUGAUGCGCGGGCAAGUUUUCACGUUGAGUUUCGGCAAAGUGGAGCCAGGACACCACAAUGUACUUUUCUUGGUGCCUUGACUAAACCUAGUGAUAAAUAUAUGCUGAAGAAGCUGUCUACUAGGUGGGAAACCAAAUUUGGGGAGGAGAUAGAUGAAGAUCGUUUGUAUCUAAUAUCUGUAGAGCGGAUCUUGCACAUGGAAGACUUCAACGAGCGAUGUGCUCCCAGGUCGCAGCCUCUCCUGGAUCAAAGCCGCCACCUCCUGGAUCGAAGCCACCGCCGCCGCCGGCGGCGACACCUGCACUCGACCGGCGACUGCUACCCCACAACACCAGCAGGCAGCAGCCUCUCCUCCCAACGGCAGGGCCGUGUGUGGGUAGUCCCGUCAGAAUACAGUGAUGCAGAACCAGAUCCACUUCGAAACUUUGCUGAAAGAGUUGUUGAGGAAAUGAACAGUGAACAUGCUGAAGAUGUUCAUAGGAUAUACAAUAUUUAUGCCGAAUCAGAUUUUCAGGCAUUGGAUGUGAAGAUGAUUUGGGUAGACAGACUUGGUUUUGACUUGCACGUUCAUUCUGAGGAAGGCAUCUUCGCUGUUCGGAUACCUUUCUCAAGGCAGGUCUCUGACCAGAAGGCGGUGAAAUCGUCAUUCAACAUGAUGGCUCAUCAUGCAUGGGAGGUGGACAAGAGUUAUGCCACCCCAGAGUUUGAGAAGGUACAAUUCUUGAAGAAGGUCACAUAG
Triticum turgidum subsp. durum (durum wheat) is the source of this 1101-nucleotide messenger RNA. The record is from the annotation of a GenBank genome assembly. NCBI's taxonomy places the organism in Eukaryota, Viridiplantae, Streptophyta, Magnoliopsida, Poales, Poaceae.